Molecule: messenger RNA, 3058 nt
Organism: Nicotiana attenuata
Lineage: Eukaryota; Viridiplantae; Streptophyta; Magnoliopsida; Solanales; Solanaceae
Product: C2 and GRAM domain-containing protein At1g03370-like
Exons: 8
Source: RefSeq, a predicted model, not a curated record
UUGUGUUCUUCCUUUCUAAUAGGUCAGAUUCUUCUCACAAUAUGUUUCUCGCAAAGCAAUACAUUGGCGGACUUGCAGUCCGCUGGUGAUCAUGGACCACCGUCGAAGAGGUUGUCUGAUGCGCCAACUGAACCUCCUUCUUUGUCUUCCAAUGGCCCCUUGAGAUCAUCUUCUCCUCUGAGAUCCGAAGAAGCAGCCUCUUCUAAGGAGGAAAAGCCUCAGGCGCAGACCUUUGCUGGUCGACUUGCUCAAAUUUUCAACAAGAAUGGGGAUGCAGUAUCCGCGGCUAACGUGAAAGCUCCAGAUAUAACAGUGACACCUGAAAGUGCCAGUACCGCAGCUUCUGAGAAUGCGCAAGAGGAACAGUCCACAUCGGGAAACUUUCAAGAACUAAUUAAAAGCAUGGAGGCAAGAGAACAAGGAAGCGAAGUUUCAAACCUUCCUGGAGUAGUAGUCGAUCAAUUGUAUGCUAUUGCCCCGCAUGAAUUGAAUUCAUUCCUGUUUUCACCGGAUUCAACCUUCUUUAAAUCCUUAGCAGAUAUUCAGGGGUCCACAGAGUUGCGUAUUGGACCUUGGAAACUUGAAAAUGGUGGUGAGAGUUUAAAAAGAGUGGUCACUUUUACCAAAGCUGCAAGUAGAUUGGUCAAGGCUUUAAAAACUACAGAGGACCAAAUGUAUCUUAAAGCUGAUGGGAAGUCUUUUGCUCUUUCAGCUAUUGUGAGUACCCCGGAUGCCCCAUAUGGAAGCACUUUCAGGACAGAAUUGCUUUACAACAUUACUCCUGGUCCUGAGUUGCCUUCGGGAGAACAGUCUUCGAGGUUAGUAGUGUCGUGGCGCAUGAAUUUCUUGCAAAGCACUAUGAUGAAAGGCAUGAUAGAAAAUGGUGCACGGCAAGGUAUUAAGGAGAGCUUUGAGCAGUAUGCAAAUUUAUUAUCUCAGAAUGUAAAGCCAGUUGACGCGAAGGACUUAGGUUCAGAGAAAGAACAGGUUUUGGCAUCUCUUGAAGUGGAGCACCAGUCCGAUUGGAAGCUGGCUUUCCAGUAUUUUGCUAAUUUUACUGUAAUAUCAACGUUUUUCAUUGGGAUAUAUGUGUUUUUGCACAUCUUGUUGGCCAUGCCUAGCACAAUACAGGGGCUUGAGUUUGUUGGCCUUGACUUACCAGAUUCUAUUGGUGAGGUAAUUGUGUGUGGAGUGCUAGUACUUCAAGGAAAACGGGUGCUGGAGCUGAUAUCACGCUUCAUGCGAGCUAGGGUACAAAAAGGAAGCGACCAUGGUGUCAAAGCCCAAGGAGAUGGUUGGCUGUUGACCGUUGCCUUGAUUGAAGGAAACAAUUUGGCAGCUGUUGACUCAAGUGGCUUCUCUGACCCAUAUGUGGUGUUUACAUGCAAUGGGAAAACUAGAACCAGUUCAAUCAAGUUCCAAAAGUCUAAUCCCACAUGGAAUGAAAUAUUUGAAUUUGAUGCAAUGGAUGAGCCGCCAUCUGUUCUGGACGUAGAAGUGUUUGAUUUUGAUGGACCUUUUAGUGAAGCUACAUCUCUUGGGCAUGCUGAAAUCAAUUUUGUCAAAAGUAAUAUAACAGAUUUGUCUGAUGUUUGGGUUCCUCUUCAAGGAAAGUUGGCUCAAGCCUGCCAGUCUAAGCUGCAUUUAAGAGUUUUCUUGAAUAAUACAAAGGGUACCAAUGUUGUCAAAGACUAUCUGUCUAAGAUGGAGAAGGAAGUCGGGAAGAAGAUAAAAUUACGAUCUCCUCAGACCAAUUCAGCAUUCCAAAAGCUUUUUGCGCUUCCACCUGAGGAAUUUCUCAUCAAUGAUUUUGCAUGUCACUUGAAACGCAAGAUGCCCCUCCAGGGCCGACUAUUUUUGUCUGCAAGAAUAAUUGGGUUCCAUUCUGAUCUAUUUGGACAUAAGACCAAAUUUUUUCUUCUUUGGGAAGAUAUUGAAGACAUUCAAGUUGAGUCUCCUACUUUGGCGUCAAUGGGUAGCCCGAAUGUUAUCAUGACUUUAAAGCCCGGUAAAGGUUUUGAUGCAAGGCAUGGUGCCAAGACUCAAGAUGAGCAAGGCAGGCUGAAGUUUCAUUUCCACUCUUUUGUCUCUUUCAAUGUGGCUCAUAGGACUAUCAUGGCAUUGUGGAAGGCAAGAGCUUUGAGUCCCGAGCAGAAGGUGCAGUUAGUUGAAGAAGAGUCCGAAGCUAAAGGCCUUCAAAUGGCAGAAGAGGAUGCGAUAAGCAAUGACUUCCAAGCUGCUGAUGAUGACUCUGAAGGCAAAAGCCUUCAAUCGGAAGAGAGUGGAUCGUUCGUGGGUGUGGAGGAUAUAAAUAUGUCUGUUGUAUAUGCCUCUGUACUUUCAGUUCCUACGGACUUUUUCAUGGAGUUAUUCAGUGGUAAUGAACUUGAUCGUAAGAUCAUGGAGAAAGUCGGUUGUCUUAAUUAUUCUUUUAGUCCCUGGGAAUCUGAGAAGCCUGAUGUGUAUCAGAGGCAACUUUAUUAUAAAUUUGAUAAGUGUAUAUCCCGUUAUAGAGGUGAAGUGACAAGCACGCAGCAAAAGUCUCGCCUUUCUGAUAAAAAUGGUUGGCUCGUAGAAGAGGUCAUGACUCUUCACGGAGUUCCACUGGGUGAUUUUUUCAAUCUUCACCUGAGAUACCAGGUUGAGGUUGUCCCCUCAAGAUCGACGAGAUGCAACGUUCAGGUACAUCUGGGAAUUGCUUGGUUGAAAUGCUCGAGACAUCAAAAAAGGAUCACGAAAAACAUAGUUUCUAAUCUGCAAGAGCGCCUAUUAGUCAUGUUCAGCGGAGUUGAGAAGGAAUAUCUCUCAAAAUCUGAUCCCGUCGUGAUCUAGAGGGGUCCUUUGGCUUUUGCAGACCCUCGGAAGGACUAAUUAUUGCCAAUAUACACAAUCCCGGUUGAUCCUCAUCCACCAAAUAUUCGCUGAAGCAAUGUUGUUGUAUAAUAGUUCACGAGUCACUAACACUGAUAGGAAGAAGCAAAAUAUGUAAAAAUACACUAUGGAGCUCAGUGUAUGGUUGAAGAUAUCAGGAAUAUGCAGCCAAGACAGUGAUCUCCCA